AAAUUCCAAGUUUUCUCCUUCAGGUUAGUCACUCUUUGAAUUCUUGAGAAAGAUGUAUAGAGCUCCUCUAGUCCAAGAUAAUCAGCUGAAAAGACCAAGUGAUUUGCAAUUGAGUGGAGAACUAAACCCUUGCUCUAAUUCUGUUAAAAGACAAAGGGUCACACAUGAUCAGACUGGACUACCAGCAAUUUCAAAUUGUUCAGAACUGGACAAGGAGAUUUGUGGGCUAGCACCCAUUGUCAGAUGUUCUCAGAAUGGGAAGCCCUCUAAAAGUUGCACUGGGGAGGAUGCGACUAAGCAAGAUAUUAUUCAUCUUGGAGAAGGUUAUCAACCUGUUUUACCCGGUAACCCAGUUCCUCUAGAAGUAGAAGAGGACGGUGGGUGUCUUAGAGCAUCAUGCUGCAUUGAUGUGCAAACUGCAAGGAUAACAGCCCAAGUGUGUGCAAGGAGACGGAGUGAAUCAAUAAUGUCUGGCCAGCGAGAGCUCGAAGGGGAUAUCAGAGGAACAGAACAAAUAAAUUAUUCUGAAGACGCUAAUAGUGGAUCACCAAAGAAUGAAGGUGUGACCAACAAACAACAGGUUCGAGUUUCUGAAGAAGCCACUGAACCACCAAGCUCUGACAUCUCCAAGAGGAUUAGUCUUGUUGAAACGAUUUACUCCAAGAGGAUUGAAAAGCUCUUGGCUAAUCAAUCCAAGAAAAGUCUACAAUUCAAGGAAGCAAGAGACAGAAUUAAGAAUGAUUUGACGCAAAAGUUACUGAGCACUCAAAUGCAUCAGUUCUUGUUCGUAAGAUGCAUCCCGAUAUUGACGCUAGAAUUGUAAAACUGAAGAAUGUUGAUAAGGAGUUCAUCAAGAAGGAACAACGUAUCAGAACUCAUCUGAAUACGGAGCAAUUAAAGCUGGAUGCAAACCAGCAGGCAGACAGAGAAGAAGAGAGAAAGCUGAAGUCUCACUGGAUGCAGGAAGUCAAAUCUGGAAGAUCAGUGGAUACAUAUUCAAUUCUUCCGCUGUUCUUGGAUUCCUGUUUCAAUCUGGAUGAUCUGAAGAGCUGUGCACAAGUUCAUUUAGUAGAAGGAACUCUCACAUAGUCUCCCUGAGAUGGGAGUUGCAUGGCAUUCUGAAGUUCUUAGAGGUCGCUCACCGGUAGGAGAGGGCACCAUACCUACUGAGCCAUCAGCAACAGCUCAUAUACAACCUCAGCAAUACCCGCAUACUAAUUCGUCGACUGAGCCUCUUGGCCCUCUACUGUCUAUUCGACACAUGGUGAGAGUCCAGUUUUUUCACAAGCUGAAGAGUUGCAAAUAUCUACAAGAGCCAGUUCACCCUCUGAGCCAGUCUUGUUGAACUGUUCUAGUAACGAUACUUCAUUUCUGUCAUAUCAUGGAUUCAGUUCUAAUAACCAAUCUAAUGCUGCUGCUGCUCCAAUUUCUAGCCGGACCCGGAGCAAGCAGAGUCGUGGAUUGUUCUGAAUGUUGUAGUUGGCCUGUAAU
This is a messenger RNA of Papaver somniferum (opium poppy), 1491 nucleotides long. RefSeq lists its product as uncharacterized. The coding region runs from base 53 to 823 and encodes 256 amino acids. The transcript is spliced from 5 exons. The record is from RefSeq and is a predicted model, not a curated record. NCBI's taxonomy places the organism in Eukaryota, Viridiplantae, Streptophyta, Magnoliopsida, Ranunculales, Papaveraceae.